AUUUACUGUAUUCAUAUUUCGGGACGAAGAUGGAGAGACGGAAGAGGGAGGGAACCAACACAAUGUUCGAAGAGUCCGAUAGUAUUGGUGGUAAGUCCCAGUUCGGGGACAUGAAGGAUUCGGACCCCAGCAUGGCCGUCACUGCUCCUAUGACUGCAUCAGACGAUUCGUUGCUUGCUUACAGCAAUACAUCGUCUAAUUGUCCUCCCUUUAUCGAAUCCAACCGAUUGAGUUGCGAUUCUUCGCCCUUAACCAUGUCACCAUGGAACCACACCGCACCUACUGACAAACCUUCAUGGGACCCUUUCGAUGGCAAUGGUCAGGUUCCGGCUAAUAGUCUCAUUGGCUCUCUUAUGCGUGAAGAGGGACAUAUAUAUUCCUUGGCAGCCAGGGAUGAGCUCCUUUACACCGGCUCCGAUAGCAAGAACAUUCGAGUGUGGAAGAAUCUUAAGGAAUUCUCCGGCUUCAAAUCCAACAGUGGAUUGGUUAAGGCCAUUGUGAUCUCAGGUGAAAAGAUUUUCACUGGCCAUCAAGAUGGGAAGAUUCGUGUUUGGAAGGUCUCGAUUAAGAACCCUUCCAUUCAUAAACGAGCUGGAACAUUGCCAACGCUGAAAGAUAUCCUCAAAAGUUCUUUUAAACCGAGCAAUUACAUCGAAGUGAGAAGCAAACGAGCGCUAUGGAUAAAACACUCGGACGCAGUGUCCUGUUUGAGCUUGAACGAGGAACAAGGAUUUCUUUAUUCGGCCUCAUGGGACCGAACCUUUAAGGUUUGGAGAAUUUCAGAUUCUAAAUGCCUCGAAUCGGUUAAUGCACACAAUGACGCCGUUAACUCGGUAAUUGCUAGCUCGGGUGAAAUGCUUUUCACCGGUUCGGCGGACGGGACGGUUAAAUUGUGGAAAAGGGAACUGCUUCGGAAAGGAACGAAGCAUACCCUGGCUCAAACGAUUAUACAACAAGAAUGUGCGGUAACAGCAUUAGCAAUCAUCACCUCUGCAAGUCCAGCAUUGUACUGUGGCUCCAGCGAUGGCGUGAUCACGUACCGGGAUAAUAUGAAGGAAUUCUCCCAGGGAGGGGAACUUAAAGGGCACAAGCUGGCGGUUCUAUGUCUUGAAGCAGCCGGAAACUUGUUGAUUAGUGGUUCAGCCGAUAAGACUAUAUGUAUUUGGCGUAGGGAUGGUAAGGUACACACAAGCCUUGCGGUGCUAACAGGGCAUACAGGGCCAGUGAAGUGCUUAGCAGUGGAAAAGGAUCACGAAUCGAAAAAGGAGGAGCGAUGGAUCGUGUACAGCGGGAGCCUCGAUAAGUCAGUGAAGGUAUGGAGAGUUUCGGAGUAUCCGCAGGUGAUGCCGAUGCAGGCUAAACAUCAGCACCAGGGGAAUUAUGAAUCAGAGUCAUUCCAACAGGAUGCGAGGACUAAGUCCACCAGCAUAUACAGCAGGAGUGAGACGUACUGACAU
Molecule: messenger RNA, 1457 nt
Organism: Hibiscus syriacus
Lineage: Eukaryota; Viridiplantae; Streptophyta; Magnoliopsida; Malvales; Malvaceae
Product: protein JINGUBANG-like
Exons: 1
Coding region: 30-1454 (474 amino acids)
Molecular function (GO): protein binding
Source: RefSeq, a predicted model, not a curated record